AUGUGUAGACAUCAUGAUGUAAACACAAAGUAUUGGCGAAACAAGGACGUCUUUAACUCCACAGCAUCACGGAUGGUCGAAGAGAAUGCCAUAUUGCGUGAUUUUGAUCUGAACAAGCCCGAUGUAUCCUUGGAAUUGAAGAUCGGGAGUGCUGGCGCCACGAACCACUGUAUUGAUAAAGACGCGAAUUUCUGGGGACCUACAGGAUCGAAUUACUCCCUGAAAGCAUCCCAAUACCUACAAAAUGUUGAAGAAUAUGCAAGCAAUCCCUCUUCUGGCCAAUUCGGAAUAUUUUGUCGGAGCCUUUCUCGUCUGUACAGGGCAUACCUGUGGAAACACCAGGUGCAGAAAAUUAAGGACCUGGCUAAACUGAAUAUGCGCGCUGUUAUCAAGCUUUUGGAGAUACAAGAUUACGAAUCUGCUAAGCGUGCAAUUUUGUUACUGUUCAACGAGACAAGUCCGAGCUCUCAUUCAACGCUGGACCACGUACUCAAAGCAGACUUCACCACUUAUAACGACCAUUAUUUGGGAGCACUGAAAAUCUUGGUUUUGCAAACCUUGAUUCGAAGCAAAGGAUACCAACAACACGAACACACAAUUAUUCAGAUUUUUGAGAGAGAUGCUCGCUAUCUAUUGAGAAUGAGCAAAUCAAAAGUGCCAUCUCUGCUGAAGCUGGUUCUUAGCUUUUAUUCGAUCUUCGUGGACUUCAAAGUCCUCUUCGGUAUCAAAGUUCUACAGUAUGUCAGGCAAUUUGAUUUAAACUUUGUUAGUUAUGUUAAAAACAUGACACUACAGCAAUUCCAAAGUCAAGUUCAGGCAUCGGCCCAGAGAUCUCUCCUCAAAAGUGCAAGCCAUCUAGCCAUCUUUUACGCCGAUUACUCAAGAAUUUUCACUUCAUCAGACAAAUUGAUGCUUCCCGAUCUCAUUGGAAAUACAGAAGCAAGCCACACGUCCAAAGUCUCCAGCAUCAUGAAUGAGCUACUCGUGGCUUCAUGGAGCCGCUCAAAAAAAAUAUUCUCACAACCGCUGUCAUUAAAGGAACAAAGCUCACUAAUAGACUCAGUCGAAACUAAUAUAAGCGAGAAAGUCUCUGAGGUACCCAAGACAGCAGCCCUGCUGCUCAACUUCAUGGAAUUCGCCAACACUAAUUUUAGUUCAGGUCUCCGACAAGUAUGGAGACUUAUUGACAAAAUAACGCUUUUUCUGAAUACCCACCUAUCUCGUAUUACCUUACAUGUUUUGAAAGAGCUGAUUUUCAGUACCUCCGAGUUUUGUGUGAACAAUGGGGAAAUAAAAAGAUUGUUAAACAUCGCCAAUGUCGCUUUCAAUGGUUUUGUUGUUCAUAACGUCGGUGCUUUUCUUAUGGAAGCUACACGCCUAGACCUUCUAGGCCAGAUGUUUUCAGAGCAUGAAGAGAUGAAUCUUGCAAAGCUAGAAAGAUUUCUCACCAGUGCAUCAGCAGAGCAUCAAAUCCUACUUUUGGAGAAAUACUUCAGUAUUUUUACCUUUUUCAAGUUCGAUAAACUAAGCCAGAUUACUCGUGCCGUGGGAAAGUUUUCUAGGUGCUUCAAAUGCUUGAAAAAUAAACCGUUGCAGGAAUUAAAAGGUGCAUCUGAGCUCAUGUUGUGUCUAUUGAAUCCAAAUCUUUUUCCAGAUCUCGGCUCUAUUGAACAUUGGAGUCCUCUUACGCAAAUGAUCUUUGAAACACAGCGUGGCUGUAUGAAUCGGGACAAUAUCCUAAACCGAAUGGCAGAAUCUCUGGAUCCUCUCAGACCUUACACCACUUUGAUAAAAACAACAUUUGCCCUGGAAUUAGAGACAAGAGCGGAUACGUCUCUCAAACUGGCUAGAAUAACCGAUGUGUACAUUGAAAGGUGGGUCAAAAGAGCGGAAGGUAUUGAUGAAGCACUAACCGCUCUUGAGCUUUCGCUUAUUCAUGCGCUUUUUGGAGUUUUACGCUUCAACAGGUUCUACAGUAAGAUGAUGACUCUAGCCAACGCACUACUUUCCCAGAAUGGUAAUUUCUAUGAAAAGUGCCAAACAUAUUCCCAACGGCAAUGGAUUAUUGGCCGCGCUGGUCUUCGAUUAGACGACCAUAAUGACAGCACAAUCCCCUGUUUGCAAACCGUGAUAGAUGUCUCCACCGCGGGUGCCACCGAGUUGACUGAAUUUCUUGAUAUUGAGCUUCAAUCAAUAGAGAAAGAUCUCAAAGUUGCAGAAUUCAAUCAAUUAUUCGCUCAUGACCUUCCAAGAUUAAGAUCCGAAGUAUUUGAUACCGCUAAUGCAAGAAAGAUGCCAACAAGAACAUAUGUCAAGUUCCUGUUGCUUUCUAUAAAAACCUUAUGCACCAGCUCCGUUUUGCAGCGAUAUUGUGGCAAUUUACAGGAUGCGCUUGUUGAUUCUAAAAGAGCUUUAAAGCUAUGCCAAACCCUUUUGAGAAAAUUGGCACAUAUUGAUCAAGAAGCACAAUGGGAAAUAUUCACAUCUUUGUGCAAGACUUACAAACAGAUUGUUGAUAUCUAUGCCCAAGCGAGUAUUUCUAGAGAUUGUGAAUUUUAUGUUGAAGAGUUUCUCAAAGUUUGCUGCUCUACUAGUUCACCAAUAGUGAUCUUUGAUUGUCUUAACAUCUGCUUAGAAUACUACCGACUUACUGGACAGGAGAAAUUAGCAGAUGCUCUCUUGAGAAAGGCUAAUGAUACCUAUAAGCGUAUCGAUAAUAAAGAAUGCUCAGAGGCCAAGCUUUGGUUUCUUUUCGACAAUGAUGAGAAAGAAUGUCUGACAGCUCAACUUAAUAUCAUGCAAACAACAAACAGGUCACUCUAUAACGCAUGGUCGCUGAAGCUUGGAAACACUUUAUCAAAUGCGCAAAUCAGUGCUUCGCACAGUAAAGUGAACGAUAUGAACAAAAGCAAAAUUCUUUAUGAGAGUAUUGUUCACCAGUUGGACGCGGAUCCAUUUUUUAGGAGUUUAAAAGAUGUUGUUUCCACAGUUCCAUCUUCUGUGACAGCGGCUUUACAAGCUCAGAGCGCUCUUCCAAGAUGCAACAAUAACUCGACUCCUGUAAAAAGUAAACUGCCUCUUUGCGCUUUCAGCUCUCCCAGACCAUCUUCAUUAACUCCUCGAAGUAAGCCUUUGAAACAAAGCUUUGACUCUGCAAGAACAAUCCGUGAUUUUAAAAAGCUCAAACUGCUUGUCGAAACACUUGACUUGGAAGGAUUAAAAAUCUUUGAAACCAGAGAGAUUUCUGAUCUCUAUUCUCUAUCUCUUUCGCUUUUGAGCAGCACAGAUGCCACGAAACUGAGCGGGCCAGAAUUGAAUCACAACAUUGCGCUACAUGACAUUCCUAGAUAUCUGCCAUUAAAAUUUGACCGAAUGUUUUCAGCACAAGGCAAUGAAAUUUAUGGAUCUUUCAAACCCAAAGCCAUCCUCCAGGCGAAUCAUCUGUUCAGAGACCAUAUGGAUAGUCUUCAGAAUAUACUAAGCGAAAAGUCACAGAUUCUAGACACUAAAUUCGACGUGAUAGGCAUAGAUGUUUGUGGGGCGACUGGUGACCUACUGCUGUCCAAGAUGGACUUUGAAACAGAAUCGAUAUGUGUUAGAUUACCACUGGGGCGACAAAGCUCUCGAGACGUGGAUGAGUCGGUUUUAAGUUUCAAUGACGCUAUUGCCGAAAUGAACGACGUAAUAAGCGCUAACAAUAAAUCCACAGCAAUUGAGGUUACUUCUAAAAUAAACACGAAGGAGGAACGCAAAGAAUGGUGGCAGCACCGGUACGGGCUCGAUAGUAGACUGAGUACAAUGCUAAAAAAAAUCGAAAGUUCCUGGUUCGGUGGUUUUAAAGCUUUUUUCAAACAAAGCAUCGUCGAGCAGCAGCAUCUCGACAACUUCAGACUUAGAUUUGAAGAGGUACUGCAGCGCACACUGCCUACCAGAAAGCAGUUCAAAAGCCCAAACUCUUUUUUCAGAAUUGGCGACGCUGUUCUCGCUCUCUUUCUUAAGUUGGAUCCGUUGGAUGCAGACUUUGCCGAUUCCAUGGAAGAUCUUAUCUUUUUCGUUUUUGAUCUUUUGCUGUUCCAUGGCGAGCAAAACGCGUAUGACGAAAUCGAUACUGCUUUCUUGCACAUCCAGCUAGAAGAACUCAUACAUGAAUAUCGUAAAAACGGGAAUCAGGCUGCCAAAUUAUCUCACACUUUUUUAAUUGUAUCUGGUGCGGGCCAUUUGAUACCAUGGGAAAGUUUGAGCUUUUUGAGCGGCAAUUCUGUAAGUCGGCUUCCCUCAAUCCAAACCCUGGUUGAUGUGAUUAAAACCGGUCGAAACACUCUUUCGCCCAGAGUGCAGUUGGAUAAAAACUUGUCGGUGGUUUUAGAUCCUCAGGGAGAUUUACUGCGUACGCGAAACACAUUCAAGGAUGUCUUUGCCGACUGGAAUGCUAAUAUUCCACAAUCCAAAGUUGUAGUCGGUGAAAAACCCCAGGAAAGUCAGCUUCUUGAUAUGCUAAGCGAUUCAAAGCUAUUCAUUUACAUGGGACACGGAGGCGGUGAGCAGUACGUGCGUUUGAAAAAAAUCAAGCAGCUCGACAGUGCGGCUCCGAGCUUUCUUUUGGGGUGCUCUUCCGCUUACAUGGAAACAAAAGGCAGAUUAGAGUCUUCCGGAGUGGUAUACUCAUACUUAUUAGGAGGUUCACCCAUGGUUUUAGGAAACUUGUGGGACGUGACGGACAAAGACAUUGAUAAAUUCAGCAGCGUUAUGUUUCAUGAGCUGGGGAUCAUGGGACAGUCCUCGUCAGACAAGUCUGUUUCCGAAGCAGUGUCAAUUGCUCGCAGCUCGUGUCAUUUAAGGUAUCUAAAUGGAGCGGCACCUGUGGUUUAUGGACUCCCGCUGAAGUUUGGGUGGUGA
Lachancea sp. 'fantastica' is the source of this 4896-nucleotide messenger RNA. The record is from the annotation of a GenBank genome assembly. Lineage: Eukaryota; Fungi; Ascomycota; Saccharomycetes; Saccharomycetales; Saccharomycetaceae.